UUGUUGUAUUUAGUGUAUUUUGCAAAUUAUAAUUUGUUCUAAACAUUCUGUAUUAAGAAAAAAUAUUGUAAAUAUAUAUUUAGUCUAAGGGUCGCAUACUUCAGUAUAAUCCGGAAUCAGGGCAAAAAUAGUAAAAGCCAACAAGCAUUUUAGAUUAUAUUUGCAUAGGAGUGGAGAAGACAUAAGCCCGAAAAUAAUGCUGCUAUAUUGGCAGCUACUGUGACUAUCUGACUUAGAAAGAAGAGCAUCAAAAAGUCUAAACUGACUUGGCUAAAAAAAAAUUUACUCCCUCUCUUCCCUUCCCAAGAAUUACUGGAUAUAUUUGAUAUUCCGAAACUGUGAUCUCUUUAGGGUACACCACAUCACUAAAUUAAACAUAAGAUUUUCCUAGCUAGAUGUUAGCAAGGGGCAUAGAAGAGGGUUUUCCACCAAAAUAAAUUACUUUCUUCUUUCAUAGGACAUGGGUUAUGUCAGUGUUUUACUUUUUUCCAAAAUCAACCUUGCAUGCUUAUAGGAGAAAUUUAUUUGAUCACUUUUUUUUUUUCCCACUUAAGGUGGGCAAAAUAUUGGUGUGAAUCGUAUUCCUCCCACCCAGUGUGACAAUUGGGUACGGACAAGUAAUGGAGGACAUUUUUCUUCACCAAACUACCCUAACAUGUACCCACCAAAUCAAGAGUGCAUCUAUAUCUUAGAAGGAUCUCCAAAUUUGGGCUUGAUGCUUAGGAAAUGUACCACUGCUCCACGACAAAGAAUUGAGUUGACCUUUGAUGAGCCUUAUUACAUAGAACCCUCAUUUGAAUGUCGGUUUGAUCAUCUGGAGGUUCGAGAUGGACCUUUUGGUUUCUCCCCUCUCAUUAAUCGUUACUGUGGUUUGAAAAGUCCUGCACUAAUUAGAUCAGCAGGGAGAUUUAUGUGGAUCAAGUUUACUUCUGAUGAAGAGCUGGAAGGAAAGGGAUUUCAAGCAAAGUACUCAUUUAUACCAGAUCCUGACUCUACUUACCUAGGAGGUAUUUUAAAUCCCAUACCAGACUGCCAGUUUGAACUCUCAGGAGCUGAUGGAAUAGUACAUUCCAGUCAAGUACAACAAGAAGGAAAAACAAAGCCAGGGCAACCAGUUGACUGCAUAUGGACAAUUAAAGCUACUCCGAAUGCUAAGAUUUAUGUACGAUUUCUCGACUAUCAAAUGGAGCAUUCAAAUGAAUGCAAAAGAAACUUUGUUGCUGUGUAUGAUGGAAGUAGUUCUAUUGAAAACCUGAAGGCAAAGUUCUGCAGUACGGUAGCAAACGAUGUCAUGCUGCAGACUGGGAUGGGUGUGGUGCGGAUGUGGGCAGACGAAGGCAGUAGGCUAAGCAGAUUCAGAAUGCUGUUCACUUCAUUUGUGGAUCCAACUCAAAAGUCAUUGGCAGAAGAAAACCUGAAAAGGUAUGUGGUUAUUAUUAUCUAUGUUCUAACUUCAAAUAGCAUCUUUAUUGGAUAGGGCAAUUGAAAGGUAUGUGUCUGAAAAAUGUUUCAUGUAUUUUUAAAUCAUAGAAUCAGAAUCAUAGAAUAGUUAGGGUUGGAAAGGACCUUAAGAUCAUCUAGUUCCAACCCCCCUGCCAUGGGCAGGGACACCUCACACUAAACCAUGUCACCCAAGGCUCUGUUCAACCUGGCCUUGAACACCGCCAGGGAUGGAGCAUUCACAACUUCCCUGGGCAACCCAUUCCAGUGCCUCACCACCCUAACAGUAAAAAACUUCUUCCUUAUAUCCAGUCUAAACUUCCCUCUGUUUAAGUUUGAACCCAUUACCCCUUGUCCUAUCACUACAGUCCCUAAUGAAGAGUCCCUCCCCAGCAUCCUUAUAGGCCCCCUUCAGAUACUGGAAGGCUGCUAUGAGGUCUCCACUCAGCCUUUUUUACUCCAGGCUGAACAACCCCAACUUUCUCAGCCUGUCUUCAUACGGGAAGUGCUCCAGUCCCCUGAUCAUCCUCGUGGACCUCCUCUGGACUUGUUCCAACAGUUCCAUGUCC
Molecule: messenger RNA, 2009 nt
Organism: Pezoporus flaviventris
Lineage: Eukaryota; Metazoa; Chordata; Aves; Psittaciformes; Psittacidae
Product: neuropilin and tolloid-like protein 2
Exons: 7
Coding region: 656-1477 (273 amino acids)
Source: RefSeq, a predicted model, not a curated record